Molecule: messenger RNA, 3655 nt
Organism: Dermacentor silvarum
Lineage: Eukaryota; Metazoa; Arthropoda; Arachnida; Ixodida; Ixodidae
Exons: 2
Coding region: 15-2507 (830 amino acids)
Source: RefSeq, a predicted model, not a curated record
CUGACUAUGCAAGGAUGGACCCCACUAGGAGGCGGGGACCGUACAAAAAAUACUUGCGGGUCGCAGGAGAACGACUUCCUCGAGAAACGUUGCGACGCUGGGAAGCCUCAGCUACCACAUCCAGUGGAAGUGCCACUGCGCCUGCCAUCAACAGUGUGGAUGAAGCUGGGCCCCCUGCAUUGGUGGACAGUGACUUUUCUUCACCUUUGCCAUCUGGCAGUGACUUGGAUGACUUGAGCUGCUCCGAUGUUGACGUAGCCAGCUCUGAGCAGGACACCAGCUCUGAUACAGAUGGAAGCUCGGAGACUGAUAAUGACCCCACAGAACCAGUCGAUUCAGAUACAUCUGAGGGAGUCAACAACAGUGGGUCUCCGCUUUUUCUAGGAAGUCCAUUCACAAAUGUUCAAGCAUGUCUUGUUAUUAUGACUUUGUUUUUCAAGUUUCGGUUGACAAGGGAAUGUCUUGGCCAAAUCUUGUUCAUAUUUUCCGCACUUCUGCCUCCAUGCAAUACUCUGCCAUCAACUACAUUCAAAUUCUUCAAGUUAUUCUCGCAAUUCCAGAAAGGCACAGGCUUCGAAAGCCACUUUUUCUGUUCAAAUUGUCAUGUGUACUUGGAAGAAACAACUAUGACCUGUCCGAGCUGCUCCCAGGACUGCCAGAGCAAAGGAACUUUUUUGCAGGUGAGGUUGGCUGAGACUUUGCGAUCAUUCCUUGAGCAGGAUAGAAUUUACAAAUAUUUUGUCAGCACAGAAAGAACCCCUGGUGAGCCGAUUACAGACAUUGUUGAUGGUUUUUUGUACCAAGAACAAGUUGAUUCCACAUCAAGAUUUAAUUUUUCACUUCUGUGGAACACUGAUGGUGUGCAAGUGUUUAAGAGCUCCGUAAAGUCCCUCUGGCCUGUUCACUGUGUGAUUCCGGAGCUGCCACCUCUCCUUCGAAAAAAGUUUCAAAUCUUAACUCUCUUGUGGUUUUCCACAAAGCCACUGAUGAAUACAUUUUUGAGACCUUUCUGCUCAGAGCUGCAGGAUCUCGCCAGCCAUGGCCUCACAUGGCGGCACCCUGAAACAGGCAAGACCAUGGUGUCGUAUAUUAAAGCUCCAGUAUCAUCUGUGGAUGCUGUUGCACGGGCAAUGCUGCAGAGAAUAAGGCAGUUUAAUGGUUCCUUUGGGUGCUCGUUCUGUGAACACCCAGGGAAGUCCUGUCCUUUGCCAAGGAAAGGGCAUGUCCAUAUAUAUCCCCCUGGAAGAAGUCACACACUAAGGAAUGGCAACAGGAUGAGACGGCAGGCUGUAGAAGCAACCAGGAAAGGACACGCAGUAAAGGGUGUAAUAGGUCCAACCAUUCUCAGCCUAAUACCAUCCUUUGACUGUAGUAGUGGCUUUAUUGUCGACUACAUGCAUUGUGUCCUCCUAGGUGUUGUUAGAUCAUUUCUCUGUCUGUGGCUUGACUCGAAGCAUCAUGGACAGCCGUGGUACUUGGGGCGGAAGGCAGGUGCGAUUGAUGAAAGGCUCCUUUCAGUUAAGCCACCGGAUUAUAUUACACGAACACCUCGCUCUGUCAAACAUCGUUGCUAUUGGAAGGCCAGUGAGUUGCGUGCCUGGCUCUUAUUUUAUUCUUUCCCUGUGUUGUGCAACAUUCUUCCACCUGUCUACAUGCAACAUUUCAUUCUCCUCAUUGGUGCAAUCCACAUGUUGCUAUCUGAAUCAGUGUCUCAUGAAGAAAUUGAUCUCUCAGAAAAAUUGCUAUUGAAGUUUGUUGAUGGUGUUAAAGACCUUUACGGAGAGAGAUUUUGUUCAUUUAACGUGCACCAGUUAACACAUAUUGCCUUGUCUGUGAGAAAUUGGGGACCUCUUUGGUCAACAUCAGCAUUCUUGUUUGAAAAUAGAAACGGGCAGUUGCUGCGCCUUAUUAAGGGAACUCAAGCUGUUGAAAAGCAAUUGGCUAGCUUGGUUGGCGUUAGCGAUGGACUAAGUGUUCUGCAGAAUCAAGUAGCACCCCUUUCUCCCACUGAUUUUCUAUUACGCAAGAUAGAGAAUGUGCAUUUCACAAGGCAGUCAACCCACAAUGCUGUUUUAUACCAUGGUCGGCCAUGUAAAGCAGGCCAUGCUGUAAUGAAUGCAUUAACUUCUUUUUUCACGGAUACAAGUGACUUGGCUAUUUACAGGAAGGUAACUGUAGGCUCCAACACAUUUUGUUCUAAACUGUGUACAAGGCAGAUACGUAGGAACAGUUACACAGUAAUGUACAUAGUUGAUGAAGAGAAGUUUUUUGCUUCAAUUCAUGCUUUCGUUGAGCAUGCUGGGCACCUGUACCUAGUUGUCAAUAAAUUUUUGGAGCAAGAUGUGCAUUGCAGGCAUGAAGAGACUGGAUUUUCAGUUCGCCAUAUUGUUGCUGUUGUGCCUCGUAAUGACCUUGCAGUAAUUCCCGCUCCUAAUGUGAUGGUGAAAUGCAUACAAGUUUUGGACUCGGUGUGCAUUUCCCCUAAUUCCUAUGAAAUGAACCUGUAGAUUGCAGAUUAAAUUUAUUUUCAUUGGAUUGUACAGAGGAAUAGUUCAGCUGUGUUUAUAAUGUACAUUUCGUUGUGUGUUAUAUGCUAGUGUGGAGGCUUGGUAAGCCAUAAAAUAAUAAGCCAUAAAUUCUAAUAAUCAACCUUUUUCUGCCAUGUGCAUGAAACUGAUUUUUGAAAGAAUAUUUCACCAGUGUAAACUUACUUUGGGUGUUGCUCUCUAGUGUCCCUUUAAUUAAAAGUCUGCAUGUUGUGUUAUAUCCUUUUUGACUUUGGCAGCGCUUAACCUUUUAAGUAAUAGGUCUCAUAAGUAGGCAACAAAUGCUAUUUUCAUUAACUGCACACUAGAAUAAAGAAUAUAGUGCUGAUUCCAAAUGACAUAUUUGGCAAACUCAAACAUUCUGUGUGAACUUUGCUACUGACAAGAACUGCAUUACUAUGCAGUUCACAUCUCUUGAUGCUUCACUGUACUGAGUGAACUGAUUUGCUGGCAAACUGACUCUCGUCCUUGACAAAGUGCAUGUUGAAUAAUGUUCGAUAAUUCUGGCACAUUUCCUGAAUGAGAAGGGAGCUAGUGAAUGUAGUAUCAAGAAGGAAAGGCUUGUUUGUGUUGGUCAUUUUUAUGGUUGUGGGGUGUUUGUUUUUCUGAAGAGGAGAUGCAGCAUGAGGAAGCUCACAGCAGUUUGUACAUAUAGGUUAUGAAUGUCUGAAGCUUUUUUUUAAAAGAACUGGGCACAUUCUGUUUGUUGUGGAUGCCAAAAUGCAUGUAGAAAAAAGCUGUGUAAUUCUACAACUGCAAAGCUACCACAAUGUGAACAGCCAACUUGUUGUGAUGGCUUUGUCUGAUGAUCAUUGUUGUGCAUUGGUGAUGCUUCUGCACAAGUAGCACACCUAAUUCUCAAAUAUGCUAGUGGCCACAUGAUACUCUUUCAUUUGGAGCAUCAAUGUGUACUCAACCACUUGUAAACAAACACUAAAAUUUUCUUCCACUGCAUUACAAAUUGCAGCAGAACUUCCUGUACGAAUACUUUUUUAGUUUCAUAAUCUAAACCUACCAAAGUUUUUCUUGGUUAUAAAUCAAUUUGUUGUCCUUUAUCUCUUUUUAAUCUAGGUGUUUCAUGUGAUAAUUUUUGAGUGUGGAACUGGCAU